AGAUACGUACCGUAUAUACUUCCAGGCGGGAAGGAUUUUGUAUCUAUCUGCUCCAGAACCGCGAACUGUAAAGAUCGUCCAACUUAGCCCGCGAAUUGACGAGAGGGUGAUGGGCAGGUACAGUAUGGGGAAAGGGUGGCAGAUAACGAGGGCGGUGCUCAACCAUUCUGUCAUCCUCCCGAACCAGUUUCGAGCGAUAAGAUAGUCGCGAAAUACCGUCGAACAAAGGAACUGAGUCAACAUCCUUAGAAAUCCCUCCAGCUAACCAAGCUCUGAUUCUCAGCCUUGAAUGAGACAACUACUGGGGAAAAUGACUCUCGCGGCAGUUGGCCAGAUUUGUUCGACUGAUAGCAUGGUACAUAACCUGGCACAAUGCAGGAUUCUCAUUCAAAAAGCCGCGGCUACCGGAGCACAGGCCUUAUUCUUGCCCGAGGCUAGUGAUUAUAUUGCCUCCUCACCCUCGGAGACAAUUUCCCUCGCUCGCUCUGUCUCUGAAAGCGAAUUCGUCCGUGGUAUCCAAGAUGAAGUUCGCAAAUUCAAGCUGCCUGUCCACGUGGGAAUCCAUGAGCCAGCGCAGGAUGAAAAGGUCAAAAAUACUCUUAUCUGGAUUGAUGAAGGAGGUCGAAUUCAGCACCGUUAUCAAAAGAUACAUCUGUUUGACGUAGAUAUCAAAGGUGGCCCGGUGCUCAAAGAAAGCAGGAGUGUCGAAAAAGGUAUGAGCAUGCCAUUGCCAUUUCAUACUCCGGUCGGCCGUGUCGGCCCCACGAUUUGUUUUGACUUACGUUUUCCGGAAAUCGGUCUCGCACUAAGACGAAAAAAUGCCGAAAUCAUCACGUUUCCCUCAGCAUUUACCAUUCCAACUGGUCAAGCGCAUUGGGAAAUACUUAUUAGAGCACGCGCAAUAGAAACACAGUCGUAUGUCAUUGCGGCAGCGCAAGUCGGACCACAUAAUGAGAAGAGGAGCAGUUACGGGCAUUCGAUGAUAGUUAGCCCGUGGGGUGAGAUCCUCGCGGAGCUUGAUAAAGUGGGAGGCGAGCCUCAGAUUGCAACUGCCAAUAUCGAUCUUGGUCUCCUUCAUAAGGUCAGAAGUGAAAUGCCGCUAUUGCGGAGAAAUGAUUUAUACGCUGAAGUCUAAGAGUUAUUCUGCGAACAUUACUAGGUCACGUUUCCCUGUCUUUUUCGAUGACCUUGAAGGAAACAGAAUACCCUCUGGUUUCACGGGAAUGGAGAUCAUGAUUCUAUGAAUUAGAUGGAGUCGAACUAGAAAGCUUCCCGUGAGAAUUGAGUCCUGCUCUUUCUGACAGUAAAUUCCUAUUAAUGUGGUAGCUCACAUGUAAAGUCUUCAUUGCUUGCCGAUUGUUACACAUGGUAAAUAGAUCUGAAAUUGGACAAAAUCUGCAUCCGUGCGGGA
This is a messenger RNA of Xylona heveae TC161, 1411 nucleotides long. Its product is annotated as nitrilase. Gene Ontology annotation, molecular function: hydrolase activity, acting on carbon-nitrogen (but not peptide) bonds, in linear amides. The transcript is spliced from 6 exons. The record is from RefSeq and is a predicted model, not a curated record. NCBI's taxonomy places the organism in Eukaryota, Fungi, Ascomycota, Xylonomycetes, Xylonales, Xylonaceae. The coding region runs from base 311 to 1135 and encodes 274 amino acids.